AACAGUGAUAUACAGUUGAGGAUCUUGCCAGCAGAGAGGUUGGCAGGUAUGCCUGUGGUAAGGAUACGGAGAGGAGUGGCGCGCUCUCAUAGAUUCGGCUAUAACCGGCUAAACGGUUGAACACCAAUCACAUACAUACAAGGAUAAGGAUCCGCCUAAUUAUGAAUACGGACAUGCUGGGUCGAAUUUUUUCUUAACAUAAAUACUGAAUUAAAUUUUUAUAAUUUUGGAUAGUGUUUACGCGUAGUUAGUUACAGUUCAGUGAAAUAUGAUCAAUCAAUUUUAAUUACUAAUUUAUAUUCUGCUCUAAAUACUAAUCAACAUAAUUUAUGUGAUGUCGGAAUAACAUAACUAUAAAAUUCACUUCAAAGUACUGUCAACUAUCAAAUCGUUUUGAACACUCCUAUACGACACAACAAUAAAUGGCUCUGAGUCGCGGGAGUUUGCAAUUAAUUUGCUUAAUUUCCUUCUGCUAUUUUAGCCUCCAAGCAAAGAAUACGACAUGGUUUAAUUCCAUUCAUAUCAAAGUCGAUUCGCUUGAAAUUGUGAACUAUAAUCAAAAAUAUUUGAAAAUUGUGAACAAAAUGCCGAAUACGAAUUUGUGUCAAAUUGAAGUGAUCAAAAGCAUUCCGACUCUUUACGUUCGGGUCCGUGCCUACGAUCCACAAAACAAUCGUAUAACCAUUAAAUUGGAUAAUGUGAAUAUCUGUCCGUACAUGUCGAACACAUUUCGAAGAAGGAAAAUAUCUGAUAAAAUCCAAAGACCCGGAUUAUAUGACGUUGCCACAAAUGCAUCCAAUCGGUAAAUACCAAUUUAUGGUACAAUACGCUGCAAUAACGAAAGGUGAUGGCGAUUUGAUGAAGUUAAUCUUUA
Molecule: messenger RNA, 874 nt
Organism: Zeugodacus cucurbitae (melon fly)
Lineage: Eukaryota; Metazoa; Arthropoda; Insecta; Diptera; Tephritidae
Exons: 3
Coding region: 423-806 (127 amino acids)
Source: RefSeq, a predicted model, not a curated record